Brassica rapa (field mustard) is the source of this 1692-nucleotide messenger RNA. RefSeq names its product CRIB domain-containing protein RIC5. NCBI's taxonomy places the organism in Eukaryota, Viridiplantae, Streptophyta, Magnoliopsida, Brassicales, Brassicaceae. The record is from RefSeq and is a predicted model, not a curated record.
AUAUAUAAAUAGUUAAAUAUCAGCAAAAAUAUACAUAUAUCAACUCCAAACUCCAUUUUAAACACUCUUAUAGUUAUACUACAAUGACAGUAUGGUUGACAUGUGUGUUAGUCACUGGUAUUGUAGUGUGCGUCAUAGUGAUCGUGUUUGCUUUCUUUAAAAUGAUGUUUUCCAUGAAAAAUGAUAACGACGACGGCAAACUCGAAGCAAUGCGUGAACGACAGGGGCAACAAAACAAUCUUCUAUUAGCAAAUUUUAUCGUUCCUUUUCUAUAAUCUUUAUUUUCCUGAAAUUUAUGGUUAUAGUUCGUUAUCAAUUAUCUAUAACCCAGUAACGGGUAAGAAUAUGACUAUUGAUGGAUCAACUGAUGUAAUGAUCUUUGGUUAAGAGCUUAAGAAUAAAGACAAUGACACUAUCGAAGUUAUAUAUGACCGUAAAGUAUGUGGUUAAAACGUUAAUACUGCAAAAAGCUGAUAAAGUUUAAACUUAAAAGUUAAAACCAAUAUGCAUUCGUAUUAAUUAGUAUCUAAUGAAACUAUGACUAUAUGGUAUUGUACCAUGCAAGUGUACAUGCCCUUGGUGUUUUUAAUUUGUUUCAAUAUAAUAUCUCAAACAAUUUCAGUAUUUAGGUGGAAGUUCCGAUCAACUUCCUAAAUCUUAUUAGGCAUUUCCUGGAAACCAACGCAUCUCUCGCGUUUGCCAGUAAAAACGACCGUAAGGUAACUCAGAGAACCUUAAUAUAGGACUGAAGAAAACCACCAAAAUAAGGAAACUCAUAGCUCUUGGAAAUCUUUAUGAUUCGAAUUCUUUGUUAAUAGAGUUUUAUCUCCUCUCAUAACAUAAGCAGAAUCUCUAUUAAAAAAACGAUUUAUGAAAAAGUUUUUGAUUGCUUCACGCGCAAUUUUGGUAUGCAUAUGCAAGUUGAAGGUAACCUCACCAAUGAAGGGUUUCUUAAAAGGGUUGAGGUACAUUGCUCGUAUCUUCGAAGAUGAGAAGGAACCAGAGAUACAGAUUGGAAACCCGACCGAUGUCAAACAUGUUGCUCAUAUAGGAUGGGAAGGGCCCUCUGCUACGACCCCAAGCUGGAUGCAUGAGUAUAAGUCUCCAGAGGAGUCAAAAGGAAAUUCCAACAAGAAAGAGAAGCAAAGGAACAAGGGGAGACGUAAAUCAUCUACAAACACAAACAACUCACCUUCAGAGUCUCCAUCGAGAGUGGGAGGAUCAGCUAGGCCAUCAAAACGCAGCACGGGUAAGCAGAGAGAGCAGAGCACGGGUGAAGGGUCAGAGUCAGGUACAGGGAUAGACUUACCUCAACAGAAUGAUCAGUCCUUGGGACAGAAAAAAUCGAGGCAGAAACGGUCGAAAGGUGGAGGAGGACGAGGCGGCGAACCUUCUCAGUCUACUGGACCUGCAAAGUCAAAAGAAACAGAUAUAUCCGUGCGGGCGGUUUUACCUUGUGUGGGUCUUGGAAGUUCUACCGGAAGAUGAGAGGUGAGAAAAGGAGAGUUUUUCUUGAUCAAGUUUAGACUAGAGUGGUGCUUUUGUUUUUCUUCUCAUCAUCUACAUACCUUUUCCUUUUCUGAUCUCCAUUUUGUUGGAGUUGCAUUUGUAUAACAAGACCAAUGUUUUUUAUCAAGUGAGUUACGAGAAAAGAGAACCCUAUGAUGAUUAUGAAUCAGGAUGUGUAACUUA